AUGACUCGCAACGAUGAAGGGAAUAUAAAGAAUAUAAUAGAGCAAUCCGCUAAUAAUAAAGCCUCGGCUUUGCGUAGUAGUAUACCCGAGUCGCCUUUUAUCUCCCCACUAUUCAAACUAUCUCUCUUCAACAUAUUUCACUUCAUAUUUUCUAUUCUUCAUAUCUGCUCAACCAUCAUGACUGAUCCGUUACAGCCACUCGACGAUUCAAAUAGGCCCAGGUCGGCUGCUGUUUCCCAGAAGGUCUAUGCAAUUGCUGGCAUCUCAUCAACGGUCUUUGGACUGGAAGAACUCCGCAAAGAGGCUUCGGAGGUCGCAUGUCUCUGGCUUCUUCACCCCAGACUAGCCACCCAGGAGCGCAUGACCAACAUUGCGAACUCUGCCAUCACCGAUUGGAACACUAGAAACCGGGACACACCCUCGGCUAAGGGCCUGAUUGCUGUUUCGUUCGACCAACGAAACCAUGGCACCCGGAUGGUCGACCCUCUUGCUAAUGAGACUUGGAGAAAAGGGAACCCUCGGCAUGCCCAGGAUAUGUUUUCCACCUUCCAGGGCACUGCAAGAGAUACAUCGCUGCUCAUGGACUACCUUCCCUCUUACACAUUCCCCAAUGGUGAGCACAACAUCACCGAGAACCUAGUUCUAGGAGUGUCACUGGGCGGACACGCAGCAUGGAGCUGUCUACUGCACGAGCCUCGAGUCAGCGCCGGGGUUGUCAUCAUCGGCUGUCCAGACUAUAUCAAUCUGAUGGCAGACCGCGCACGGCUGUCGAAGCUACCAUCAUGGACCAAGAGUGACCCUCCUGGCGCCGAAGUCUUUGGCUCAGAAGCCCUGCCGACUUCUUUCCUAGAGACUGUUAGCCGAUAUGACCCUGCCGGCAUGAUGCUGAAGCAUGUGGAUUGUGGGCCAUCAACUGGUCCUUUGCGCGAAGGCCCGUUGCCCCAGCCCUCAGAAAGCGAGCAGCAGGUACUCCGGCCGCUGCUGACUCGUGCGCUGGGUGGCAAACGCAUUUUGAAUAUAUCUGGUGGCAAGGACAAGCUUGUUCCAUAUCAUCGCGGAGAAUUGUUCCUCAACUGGUUCAAGCAGACUGUCUCGUCCGAUGGGUGGUUUGGUGAUGGUGCGGUGUCCUUUGAAGAUAUCAUCGAUCAGGCGGCGGGCCAUGAGGUCACUCCUAACAUGGCUGACGAGGCUGUUCGGUUUAUCAGCGAGACGUUGGCUGCGGGCCCCGAUAAGGCGGGUCGACGGGGUUCGGUGCGAGAGUCGAAGAUCUGA
Molecule: messenger RNA, 1272 nt
Organism: Penicillium robsamsonii
Lineage: Eukaryota; Fungi; Ascomycota; Eurotiomycetes; Eurotiales; Aspergillaceae
Exons: 3
Coding region: 1-1272 (423 amino acids)
Source: RefSeq, a predicted model, not a curated record